AUGGUUUCCGAACAAAGUGGUGUCCUUUCUGGGAGUAAUCCCAUGACUGUUAAUGCAUCUGAUCCUUUAACACUUACUAUAGUACAGGUCGUUAUCAUAGUAGUUUUUUGUCGUCUCCUCCAUCUUGGUCUUAAACGUUUCCGCCAGCCACGAGUCAUAUCCGAAGUUAUAGGUGGAAUUAUCCUUGGCCCUUCUGUACUGGGACAUAUUCCGGGAUACUUAGAUAUCAUGUUUUCAAAAGAUUCCCUUACCUACCUUAAUCUUCUGGCUAAUUUGGGGCUGCUCCUAUAUUUAUUCAUAGUUGGUUUAGAAUUGAAUCCAACGAUGAUAAGAAAUAGUAUAAGAACCGUCAUUUCCAUCUCUGCAAGUGGGAUCAUAUUACCUUUUGCCUUGGGUGUAGGAGUCGCAUAUGGCUUGUAUGACGCAAUGGGCAAUAAUAACGUGCCAUUUACGAGCUUUCUAUUGUUCAUCUGCGUCGCUAUGGCUAUUACGGCGUUCCCGGUUCUCGCGCGUAUCUUAUCGGAGCUGAAACUUAUGAAAACUCCCGUAGGUUCUUGCGCGCUAAACGCUGCUGUUGGUGACGAUAUUACCGCUUGGAUCCUCCUUGCAUUAGUUGUUGCGAUAAUUAAUGCUUCGAAUUAUCUCACGGCUCUUUAUGCUUUCUUGAUCUGUGUUGCCUGGACUCUGGUUGUUGGAUUUAUUAUUCGCCCAAUCUUGAUAAAACUCAUUUUUUUAACAAAUUCAAAUCAAGCAUCUCCAUCAACAUUGAUGGUUGCUAUUACUUUAUCGAUCGCCUUAUUGUCUGGAUUUGUUACAAAUAUUAUUGGAAUUCAUUACAUUUUCGGAGGUUUCAUCGUUGGGGUGAUAAUUCCUCAUGAAGGUGGUUUCGCAGUAGCACUUACUGAAAAAAUUGAAGAUCUGAUUACUGUCCUAUUCAUACCCAUA
Dentiscutata erythropus is the source of this 945-nucleotide messenger RNA. The record is from the annotation of a GenBank genome assembly. Lineage: Eukaryota; Fungi; Glomeromycota; Glomeromycetes; Diversisporales; Gigasporaceae.